GUUUGGUGUUCCCCUCGCUGACCAUCAACAAGUAGGUAGUUGUGAUGUCGUGCUUUGUAACACAGCGACAUCUUCCAAAACCAGUUGUCAGUAACGGACCGUGAUGACUCUGUUUCCGUCGUUAUGGCGUCGGCAAGUACAACUUUGUUCAUGCGAGCAAAUCUGGGUGGGUGAGAACGCAGAACGUAAAAACACGGCCCGACGGGUAAUUAUAUUCCCUUCACACCACCCUACCGCAGUUUCUCGAAUAGCAAUUUGGUUCCAUUUUGCUCUCCUCAGUUGACGCCUCAACCCAACCCGAACCCACCUUCGUAAAUGCCCACCACCUGCUCGACCCUUUUUAUUCCCCCUCCUCUGUUUCCACUUGGCUCACUUCCGCAACCCCAUUGCGUGCAUCAUAGGAGAGAAAAGAUGGGCAACAGUUUGGGUGGGAAGAAAAAGAUGGUUAAGGUGAUGAAGGUGGACGGCACCACGGUGAAGCUGAAGCCACCGGCGCAGGCCACGCAGGCGCUGCGGGACCAUCCGGGCCACACCCUCCUCGACGCCGAGGAGGUGAAGCGCCUCGGGCUGCGGGCACGGCCGCUGGACCCGGACGCGGCCCUCAAGCCGGGAAAGCUCUACUUCAUGGUGGAGCUCCCCCGGCUGCCGGACCACCGCGCCCCCCGCAGGGCCUCGUCCGGGGCGCUCCGCGUGAGCGCCAAGGAGCGGCUGGAGAGCCUCCGGCUCGCCCGCCGCUCCAUGUCGGACCUCGCCAUCGCGACCCCGGCGCCGCCCUCGGUCGAGGCCGAGGAGGCCAUGGACGGAACCGUCCGCCUCAAGAUGAGACUGCCCAAGGCGCAGGUGCAGAGGCUCAUGCGGGAGAGCAAGGACGCCACCGACGCCGCGCAGAAGAUCAUGCAUCUUUGUGCUGGAAAAGAUGGCAGUGGCCCCUCGCCCUCGCCGGAGCCAACAACGUCAACUGUGGACGCCAGACGCAAGGAGAAGAGAACGAGGUUUCUUGCUGUCACAUAGUCAACCAUCAAAGCUGCCAAAUUUUCAAGUCACUUCACUACUCCAAGUCAAUGUAGAAGCAACAGAAUCACCAGAUCUUGUAGAUUUGUCAGAGAAGAAAAGGAAUUGUGGGUGGGAACAUGCGAAGCUGCCUACGGCUUCCUCGUCCCCUCGAAGCUGUCAGAUAGUGCUUUCUUUACUACUUACUCUCCGUUGCAUGGAAUUCCUGAUGCAGAUGGGAUGGGCAAGAGGGUGGGAUUCCCACGGGAUUAAGAGCUGUGGAUUUGUUUCCAUAAGCAGCAGAUCCGUGCUUAUCCAACCUUCUCGCUUUCAUCUAUCCUGAACAUUUUUUUUUUCUAAAAAAUAAAUAAUUAAUAACUAAGUAAAGCGAGUGCAAAUAUUUUCCCUACGAUCUGAACUUGGAAGACUAGAAAAAGUGCUAUAGGAUUUGUGCCAAACUUGAUGUGACUUGCAGAUACAAGUGUAAUUUAUCCACAGGAAUAUUAUUUUUAUUUUUUUAAUA
Musa acuminata AAA Group (dessert banana) is the source of this 1513-nucleotide messenger RNA. RefSeq lists its product as uncharacterized. Lineage: Eukaryota; Viridiplantae; Streptophyta; Magnoliopsida; Zingiberales; Musaceae. The record is from RefSeq and is a predicted model, not a curated record. The transcript is spliced from 2 exons. The coding region runs from base 316 to 1011 and encodes 231 amino acids.